AUGCAUAUAAUGGAAAACACAGUUAAAAAAAAGUCAAAUGACAAAAAAGAGAAAAAAAAAAAAAAUGAUAUUAAGGAAAAAAUAUUAACUGGAAAAGCUGUUUUAUCCUUUGAUGAAGAAAUUGAAUUUAAUAAAUGUUGUUCUAUAGGAGCUAAUUAUGUUGAGGACACUAAUGAAGUUAAAAAAAAAAGUGUAUCGGAUGGAGAUAAUAUCCCUUUAAAGGGUACUGUAUUGAAUAAAAAAAAAACACAAAAGAAAAAUGAAAAAGAGAAAAUAGACAAUAUAAAUAAGAAUAAUAAAGAUAAGCCCAAAAAAAAAUGCACACUAGAGAGUAAAACGUCAAAUAACAAAAGCGAUAAUAUUGAAGAAGCAAAUACAUACAAUGUCAACAAUAAUAACAGUAAUCAAAAUAUCGAUAAAAUUAAUGAAUUUGAAUCAAAUUUAAGUAAAAAUGAUACUUAUAAUAUAUUAGACAGUUCAACAAAUAGUACAGCUAGCCCAAUAAUAUGCAGAACUAAUAAUGAUUUAAAAAAGAAAAAUUCCACAAAAAUUGCAAAACUUGAAAACAGUAAUAAUAUUAUUAAUUUAGAAGAAGAUCAUGGGGAAUUUAAUAAGUGGAUAGAACUUUUACCAAAUAUUAAUUCACAAAUAGAAACAAUUUUGAAAAAUCAACUACCAUGCUAUAAUAUUCUUAACAAUAUUAAAAGAAUUAAUAAAAUAAGAAGCAUUUCAUUUAAUGAAAAUAAUGAAAUGUUAAAUUCGAUUGAACAAUCAAAUCUUAUGUUCAAUUCUGUAAGCAUCUCUUCUAAGGAAAAAUAUAUUAUAAGAUUUUUAUGUGAAGGAUCAACUUGCAAUUUAACAGAACUUGUUGAUUUGUUGUAUUAUGUUUUAAAUAAUAAAGAAUUAACAUAUGAUAUGCUUCCUGUAAAAUUUGCACUUGAUAAUAGUACCAAAAUAGAGAAAAGUGAUUUUUUAAUAACUAAUGAUAUAGAAAAAAAAAUAACAGAAAAUAACAAUUCCCCUAUCCUAAAUCGUAAUAUUAACAUGAAUAAUGAAAAUGAAAUUUCGAUAGACAAUUUGUCAGAUGAUGAAUAUUUAUUCGAUGAUGCAGAAAGUGAAAAACCGUCUUUCGAUAAUAUAUCUAUUAGUAAAGACAAUUUAUAUUCGUGUAUUCCUAUAUUAUUAAGUAGAAAAAAUUUAGGGAAUAAUAUGAAAAUAAUGAAUGUAAGUAAAAAUGAUAAUAAUGAAAAAGAAUGCCUAUGGGUUUGGGAAAAUGACAAUUAUGAUAGUUUUCCUUCUUAUUAUAAAGAAAUAUUUAAAUAUUAUAAAGAACUUCGAAGUAAUAUUAGCAAAAUAUAUAAAACUCUAAUUAAAUUAAAAAGUUCGAUUAUGAUUAAAGAUUUACAAAAUACUAUAAAAAUGCAUGAUUAUUUAAAUGAAUUAAAAAAAAAGCAAUAUAUGGAAUCAGAAAAGAGGUGUAAAAGAAUAUUGAUCGAGAAAAAAAAAAUUACAAAAAAAAAAAUGGAUAUCAAAAAACAAGAAGAAAAAAAAACAGCAACUAUUGUUAAAUUAGACACUACAGUUCAAAAUAAAGUAGAAGAAAAGAAACCAACACAACAAAAUCUUAUAUUAUCAUGGCUAACCAUCAAAAAAAACCAAAAUGGAAAUGCUCUCAAUUCGAAUGACAGUACAGAGCAUAUUGUUAAGCAUUCAAUCAUCAAUUUUACUAAUUUAAGCAAUGAGCUUAGUGAAAAUAUUCAGAAGGCUCAAAGUCAACUCCCCAUAUUCUCAUGCAAUAAAAAGUCUACAACCGAGUCAUUUAUCACAUUCACAAAAAAUUCUAAUCAAGAUAAAGAGAAGCUAUUUAAUGACUAUGUGGACGUGUGUACUAAUCAUAAAAAACUUGUAACCGAUUAUUUUAAAUUAUACGUGGACAAUAAAGAAUUUGUUGAAGAAAUUCCUUCAGUUGAUAGCAUUGAUGGCAGUAAAAUAGUUAUGCAGAAUGAAAAAGAUGUAAGGUCUAAAAUUUGGGAAGAUAGCGAAUUCUAUUUGAAGUUAAAAAAUUCUGAUUAUGUUAGAAGUUUUUAUUUUUAUGACAACUCUUGGACACGACCAUAUAUGGCUCUACUCGUGAAUAAAGUUUUAGAUGACAACAUAAAUUUGUACCCAUUUUAUUAUCAUGAUGAUAUGGAAUAUGAAAAUGACACAAACGAAGAUUAUUAUGAAAAAUUUGAAGCUAUCGAUUUGACAACUGAAAAUGAAGAAAAUGAAACGGAAAGUGAUGGAAGUUCACAAGAUAUGUUUAUUGUCCCAGAUAAUGAAAUUAAUAAUGAUAUUGAAAUAACUCCGCUAGUUGUACCAACCAGCCAAGAUAUUUACUUUUUUUCACUUUUUGAUUGGGAAUGGAAAUUUGAAGGAAACGAAAGAAGAAAUUAUAACAUACUUGAUAAAAACACGUGGAAAGAAUUUAACCUCAUAUAUAAAGACAACAACUAUGGGUGUCAGUACAUGACAUGGGGAAAAGAUAAUAACCCGUUCAAAUAUUUGGCUGACACAAAGAACAUGAAAAAUACAUUAGAUGACUAUGAUAUUAAGAGAUUAAUAAAGCAUUCUCAUGGAAAAGUAACGAAAAAGGAUGUGUUAGUUGACCAAUUUAAGCUAAAGCAUGAUCAUUUAACAAAAGCAGACACUGAGCGAAAAUUUAAAAUAUACUUGACUUAUGUUAAAUGUGAAGACAAUAGAAAGAAAUGGAUGGCUUCGGAGGAAGGAAUUAAAUUAUUUAAAAAUGAAGAACUACUAAAAAAAAUAUAUCAAAUAAGAAAAAGAAAACUAAACGUAAUGUCUCAAAAAAUGGAAGCAGUCAAAAGGCAAAAAAAAAUGGACAAGGAAAAUUUAAAAAAAGAAGAAAAAAUAAAAAAAAAGGAAAAGACAACCUAUGAAAAAUUACCAACUAAAGAGUCUUUAAAAAAAGAUGAAAAUACGAAGGAUGCCAAAAAAACGGAAGAAGAAUCCAUAACAAAAAGUGAAUCAUCAAAUUUGAUUCAGAAAUUAUUAUCAAGUGGCUCGAUAGCAAAUGAUAACAAAACGGAUAAAAAAUUAUGA
Plasmodium vinckei vinckei is the source of this 3102-nucleotide messenger RNA. Its product is annotated as conserved Plasmodium protein, unknown function. Bases 1 to 3102 code for a protein of 1033 amino acids. The record is from RefSeq and is a predicted model, not a curated record. Lineage: Eukaryota; Apicomplexa; Aconoidasida; Haemosporida; Plasmodiidae. The transcript is spliced from 12 exons.